AUGAGAUUUACACCAUAUCAUGAAUUCGUAGAGGGUGGUACCGAUACCGAUAUCGCCAAGGGAGAUGCCGAAUUCGGCCGUCCAACCAAGUGUUUCUUGACCAACUAUUGUGACCUCAACAAGUCCUGGUAUGAAGGAGGAAGAGUCCUUUCCGAAUUCAAGUGCAAGUUGACCAACACUGGUCCAUUUGCCAUCGACCACGCAAGUAUUUAUCUCACUGGUGACUACAUCAAGGAGUUGAAUGGUCUCCAAACAAACAACAACGGUUUGUCUUGGGACCUGUUACCAAAGGCCUCUUUGGCCUCUGGUGACCAAUACUCUUGGAGUUACAAGAUCUUUGGUACCCACCCAUUGAUCAUUGACACCUGUUCCACCCCAAUCCCACCAAACCCAACCACCCACCACUCAUCAUCCUCAUCUUCAUCUUCAUCUUCAUCAUCGACCACCACUUCAUCCACAUCGUCAUCAACCGGCAGCUCUGGUACCUCUACCACUGGCGGUUGUAACCUCUCCAACGACUGUCAAAAGGACAAGUCAUGGACUGAUAACGAUCGUGUCUACACCCAAUACAAGUGUUCCAUCACCAACAUGGGUAACACUCCAGUAUCUCACGCCAACAUCAAGAUCACCAACAACCAAAACCUCGUCCAAAUCUCUGAACUCACUACCAACGAUCAUGGUGUCUCAUGGGACUUCAUGAACUGGAGAGAACAAACCCCACUCGCCGCUGGUCAAAAGCAUGGUUAUAACUACAUCGUCUUAGGAACUGAGCCAGUCACCAUCUCUGUCUGUCAAGGAUCUACCUCUGGUUCAUCUACCUCUGGUUCAUCUACCACCACCACCACCACUGGAUCAUCUGGAUCAUCAUCAACUGGUUCAUCUGGAGGUUGUCUCUGCCCAUGUGCCUGUAACACUGCUGGUAUCACUGCCGGUUCAACUUCUGGAUCAUCUGGAUCAUCUUCAACCACUGGUGGUAACACCAACUCAUCUUGUACUGCUGCCUACACCCAAAAGAAGGAUAACACCUGGACUGACGGUGGUAAGAAGUACUCUCAAUUCAGCGUCACCAUCAAGAACACUGGUACCGCCACCCUCUUCUCUGCCAUCACCUACACUGAAGCCCCAUUGAUCAACUUCUGGGGUGCCGUCAAGGUUGAAAACUUCAACUACGAAAUGGGUUCAACUGCCACCACUGCUGGUGUCCUCGCUGGUGCCACUCAUACCUGGGGUUACGUCGUCGAAGGAGAAACUGAAGCCCGUCUCAACAUCGUCUCCAACGCUUGUUUCAAGAAGAACUAA
Messenger RNA from Cavenderia fasciculata, 1299 nucleotides. RefSeq lists its product as uncharacterized. Bases 1 to 1299 code for a protein of 432 amino acids. Lineage: Eukaryota; Evosea; Eumycetozoa; Acytosteliales; Cavenderiaceae. The transcript is spliced from 3 exons. Gene Ontology annotation, cellular component: extracellular matrix. Gene Ontology annotation, biological process: extracellular matrix organization. Gene Ontology annotation, molecular function: extracellular matrix structural constituent; carbohydrate binding. The record is from RefSeq and is a predicted model, not a curated record.